Telopea speciosissima is the source of this 3109-nucleotide messenger RNA. Its product is annotated as U-box domain-containing protein 5-like. Gene Ontology annotation, biological process: protein ubiquitination. Gene Ontology annotation, molecular function: ubiquitin-protein transferase activity. The record is from RefSeq and is a predicted model, not a curated record. The transcript is spliced from 7 exons. Bases 356 to 2665 code for a protein of 769 amino acids. Gene Ontology annotation, cellular component: nucleus; cytoplasm. NCBI's taxonomy places the organism in Eukaryota, Viridiplantae, Streptophyta, Magnoliopsida, Proteales, Proteaceae.
AUCUGGGUUUGUUCAUCUUCCAUACUCCUUCUGAGGUUCUCUUUACUUCUUCUCUUGGCUUAUCAACGGAAGCUAUAUAGCUGAACUGCGGCUUCGAAACUGUUCUGUUUUGGGAAGUUUUCAUAGUUUUGGAGUUGGGUUUUGUUUCUGCGUCUUUGGUGCUGUAGAAAGGAAAGUGUGCUCGAGCUCUUACUUCUGCAAAACCUGAAUUUGGGAAAAGUUCCCUGCUUUGUCUUCGACUUCUCGGGCAAAACGGUACGUAUCUAUAUUCGGAUUGUAUCUGAUUGAGAAAUGUAAAUAAAAUUCUUUCAAAUAGUUAUAUUGAAUGAACAGAACAAGGAUACUCUAUUAUUGAAUGGGGAAUGAUGUUGCCGAGGUUGUGGGAGCCCUGCCUCAUUCUCAUGCCAGCAUCAAGGUGCACCGGUUGAUGUGCACAGAGCUUAUGAAAUUUGUUGAUAGAACCUCACAGAUAUUACCGGUUGUAGAAUCAGCUCGACCGCGAUGCACAAUGGGAAUACAAGCUCUGUGUUCGGUAAAUCUUGCAAUAGAGAAAGCCAAGGCACUGAUUCAACAUUGUGCAGAAUGUAGCAAACUCUACUUGGCAAUCACAGGAGAGGCAAUAUUAUCAAGAUGUGAAAAAGUACGUAAGAUGUUGGAGCUGAGUCUAACUCAAAUACAGAAUGUGGUUUCCCUGGCGUUGGCAGGACAGAUAUCUGGAAUUGUUGACGAUCUUCGGGAUGCUAAAUUUCUCAUGGAGCCUUCUGAAGAAGAGGCUGGGAAGGUUAUGCUAGCUUUGCUUCGGCGGGACCCAAUCGCAUCAGAUCCCAUAGAAACUUCAGAAUUUGUGGCAUUUCAAAUUGCUGCAUUGAAGUUGCAGCUCACAUCCCCAAAGGCUCUCUUGAUAGAGAAAAGAUCUAUUAAAAUUCUUCUUGGCGAAGUCUCCGAUACUGAUAAGAAAAAGGAGAAGAUCCUGAAGUACCUACUUUAUAUUUUGAGGACGUACGGAAAAUCAGUUCAGAGCGAACAAAAAGAUGUAGCUAUUGUUCAGCAUGAGGAUUCAGAUGCAUGCACUAAAUCUGCAUGUAAUGGUGCUGUAUGUGAUGAGUCUAUUGAACUGGAACCACAUGUUCAAUAUGGGUCUGAUGAGGCUCAAACUGAUGCACGUAGGACGCCCAUUCCUCCUCAGGAGUUCAGAUGCCCAAUUUCUUUGAAACUUAUGCAUGAUCCUGUCAUCAUUGCUUCCGGUCAAACAUUUGAAAGGAUGUGGAUUGAGAAUUGGUUCAGUGAGGGACAUGAUACAUGUCCAAAGACCCAAGUAAAGCUGCCCCAUUUGUCAAUGACUCCAAACUUUGCCAUGAAGGACCUCAUUUCCAAGUGGUCUAGGAGGCAUGGGAUCCCUAUUCCUGACCCAUGUUCAAAGUCAACUCCUGGGUCACUUAGCUCAUGGAAAACUUCAUCUUGCAGUUCCAUUGUUAGCUUUGGAAGUUCUCUGAAUGAUGUGACUUUUCCAAUUGAUGUCAGCGGUGUUUCACUUGAUUCUUUGGAUGCUAGUUAUGCUUCUGAUUCAUCACAUGUUAAGAUUGUAGAUGCCUCGAGUUUGGUACCCCCUCGGAUGAAUAGUGGUUUUCAUGGAUGCCAAUCUUCUGUGAACUCCAAUAAUUGGAUUGGUUCAGUAUCUCUCUCUAAACUUGCUGAACUUCCAUGGGAAUCACAAUGCAAAGUCGUGGAAGAUGUUAAAAACCAUUUGAAAGAAGAUGAUCAGGCAUGGUUCUAUUUGUUUUCCGAUUCCUCUGUCCAAUCAUUGAUUAGAUUUAUGGAGGAUGCACGCAGUCUGUUUGAUGUAAAAGCACAGGGAGAUGGAGCUCAAGUGCUUUUGGCCUUGUUGAGUGAGUGCAGAAAUGAAAUACCAUCAUUGAGUGAACAUGAGUUCCAUUUGUUGGCGUCAUUUAUCGAUUCCGAAAUUUCUAAAGAAGCUCUUUCCAUCAUUGAAGUCCUGUCGGUCCACCAAGAUUAUAGAUCCAAAAUCAUGGCAUCUGGUGCUAUUCUCCCCAUCCUAAAGAUCCUUGACACCCAAAUCAGUGAUUCCCAGGUCUUUGCUGUUAAAAUACUAUAUAAUUUGUCACUGAACAGAGACAUUGGUUCCGAUAUUCAAUCAUUGGGGUGCAUCACAAAGCUCGUUCCUCUCCUGGGUGAUAGCUCACUUGCAGAGUAUUCCAUAAAAAUUAUCAGAAACUUAUCCAACACUGUAGGUGGAAGGGUUGCCAUAACUGAAAACAAUGGAUGUAUAGCUUCCAUUGCAGAACUACUUGAGACUGGCUCUCAUGAAGAACAAGAACAUGGAGUGGCUGUUUUCCUUUCUUUAUGUUUGCAACGUACUGAAUAUUGUCUGUUGGUACUCAGAGAGGGCGUUAUCCCACCUCUAGUGAACAUCUCUGUCAAUGGCAAUGCACGAGGAAAGGAGAGUGCAGUGGAAUUACUUCGGCUUUUGAGGGAUGUCAGAUCUGGUGAUUCUUUAGAAAAUUCACUUCCUCACCCUGGAGCUUAUCUUGAAUUUUCACAGGAUAGCAACAGCUCUAAAGAGAAGAAACCAUCUUACAAGGCUCCUGGAUUUUUUAGAAGGAAAUUGAAAGAACUGUCCAAACCCAGAUCUUUAGCUCUCUUCUGAGCCACAGGUGACUGAAUGGUUUUGUAUUGUGGAGUAGAUCGAGCAACUUCUGGGAAUGAUUUCCUGUACAAAAUUCAAAGGAUUCAACUAAUUUAUCUGCUUAUCCAGGGGAGGCUGAAGAAUAUCUUUUUAGCAGGUACAUCAGUGGGUUAGUGAUCAACUUGGGCUGAUAAAAAUAACUUCUAGCAUGCAUUUUUCGUCCGUCUUGUUAUUCAUGUUUGUUUUGGCUGGUUUUGCUGGCUUGAUUCUUAAUAAAUAAUGUACAGUCUUGCUGUGUUUUUGUGAAUAGCAGGUUUUUGACACAGUAGUCAAUUUUUUGCACCUCUGAUCUGUAUUAGGAUGCUUUUUCUGUUAAGAUGUUGAAUGUAACAAAUUAUGUUCAGAUUGGCGUUGUGAUUUUGAUGACAUGAAUGUUUAUAGUCAUGCAGCGAUGCAAUAUUUGAA